Lycium barbarum (goji berry) is the source of this 821-nucleotide messenger RNA. RefSeq lists its product as uncharacterized. The record is from RefSeq and is a predicted model, not a curated record. Lineage: Eukaryota; Viridiplantae; Streptophyta; Magnoliopsida; Solanales; Solanaceae. The transcript has a single exon. Gene Ontology annotation, molecular function: RNA-DNA hybrid ribonuclease activity; nucleic acid binding. Bases 231 to 821 code for a protein of 196 amino acids.
UUGACAUUGUCUAUGUCACCCGCACCGCUAUAAAAGCACAAGCAUUGGCCGAUCAUUUGGCAGAAAACCCAGUUGACGAUGAGUAUGAGCCUUUGAAUACUUACUUUCCUGACGAAGAGAUUAAUUCAGUUGAGGAAGAAGUUCGCGAUGACAGUCAUGUCUGGAAAUUAUACUUUGAUGGAGCGGUCAACAUUAAAGGUGUCGGGAUUGGGGCAAUUCUUAUUUCACCAAUGGGGCAUCAUUAUCCCGCCACGGCACGACUUCGUUUCUUCGGUACCAAUAAUACAGCGGAAUAUGAAGCUUGCAUAAUGGGUUUAAACAUGGCAAUACAUCUGGAUGCACAUGAAUUAAUAGUUUUUGGAGAUUCUGACUUACUCAUUCGGCAGGCUCAGGGUGAAUGGGAAACUCGAGACAUCAAGCUCAUUCCGUACAAACAAUGUUUGGAGGACCUUAGCAAAAGGUUUAAGUCAAUUGAGUUCAGAUAUAUUCCCAGAUUUCACAAUGAGUUGGCUGAUGCUUUGGCCACUUUAGCCUCAAUGCUUCCAUACCCAGGCAAUGCUUACAUUAAUCCGUUGGAGAUUCAGAUUAAGGAUCAACAUGGUUAUUGCAAUAUAAUUGAAGUAGAGCCAGAUGGUGAGCCAUGGUAUCAUGAUAUCAAAAGAUUCCUAAAAACACAACAAUAUCCAAUACAUGCCGAUAGAGAUCAAAAAAGAACUAUUAGGCGACUUUCCAAUAGUUUCUUUCUGAGUGGGGAGAUCUUAUACAAAAGGACCCCGGAUUUGAAUUUGUUGAGAUGUGUGGUACCCAAGAAGUUGAAAUGA